AUGGGAUUUCGUGUCGUGGUCAAGGCGCCCGGUGGUCCGGGAGGGAAUAUCGCCACAAGGUUUGUGUUUGAAUCAAUUGCUUCCCGGCUUGGCACUCAUCCGGAGAUAAUGAAACUAUACUGUGGUGACGCACGCAUCCGCUUCGGUGAAACGGUACCUUACGAACAGGGACUGCCCCCAGGCAAAGGGCGGCUGUGGGUCGACGUGCGUUUUGAUGAAGACAGAAUUCCGCUCCACCUGCAGACGUUGCGGAGGGAUGACCAUCUUGUCCGCUGCGUGCAGGUGCGUGCGCGGUUGGGCCCCAUUCGCCCCGUCGAUCUGGUGGCUGCCCGUCGGCGCGGGCUGAACUUUGAUGAAGCCAUCAAAGAAGUGAGGCAAAACACCAAGAGCGAGGAUAUCAUUACGGUGGCGAUACUUCAUGAAUCAAGAGGCAUUCGUUUGCCGUUUAUAGGCGGCUACCGUGCCAAGAAGGACCACUCACGCGUCUUUCUCCAUGCGGCAACGCAGCUCACAUCCCCUGGCGACACCUCUCUCGCUGAUCUGAAGCAUGGGCCAAUUCAGCGUGACCGUACCACAAGAAAAACGCAGACGUAUGGAGUGUCGCGGAGCUGCCAGACACUGCGGGAGUGCAGUACGCAGACAUCACGCCCUGACUUUGAAGUUGACGAGAAGUUUGACGAUAUCGUCGUAGCAAAACCUUACUUCUCGUCAUCGGAGCUGCUCGAUCUGCAAACGGAGAAAGCCGUUGUAAUACAGAAGAUGUAUCGUAAAUGGAAGGCGCGUUGUGUCUAUAGAGAACUAGCCGCAGAGCGCCAGAGCCUCCUCGACAGGGCAGCCGCCCAAGCUGCCGCAGAAGAAGACGAGAAGCGACGCAUCGAAGAGUUCGAACGCCGACGUCGUGCGACGCCUCGCACUGCUGAUGACUUUGCCACGCUUCGCCGUGAAUUGGUAUCCUGGCGCGCGGCGGAGGCAGCCCGCAUUCUUUCCGACAACAAGCUUAGCGAGGUGGAGAAGCGUACCGCUCUCACCGAACUCACCAAGAAGGAGCUACAACUUCUAAAGGAGCUUGAUACACUCCACCGCGACGCCACACGGAGCCGCCGCACGCGUCGCUUUGAAGACAUACUUGCUGUGAUGACAGCAGCCAAGGAGUGUGGAGCAGUUUCGGUCACCACGCAGGCUGCAGAGCGUGCACGUGAGCUGCGGCAACUGUACUUGGCCUUGACGGAAGCGCCGUCCUCGGUUGAGGCGCGCCUUGAUGUGCUGCUUCACAUCAAGUGGACGGUAAAGGAGUUUGACGUGCCCCUCACACAGCAAAUUGCGGAGCUUGUGGACCGCGAAUCGGAUUUGCUGCACCGUGGUCGUACGGCAUGUUCCCUCAAGGGACUGCGCGUUCGCCUGGAGAAUCUGUUCAAGCGCUUUAUUGCUACCCCAGAAUACAAUCCUGCGGUGGAUGAGGUUGUCAAGGGUCCAAAGUUUGGCUUGCUCGCUGGAAGUGAAGCUGCUUCCGCUUUUGCGGUGUCGCGCCGUUUGAAGCCAUCACACGCAUCGUAA
Trypanosoma grayi is the source of this 1554-nucleotide messenger RNA. RefSeq names its product IQ and ubiquitin-like domain-containing protein. Bases 1 to 1554 code for a protein of 517 amino acids. Lineage: Eukaryota; Euglenozoa; Kinetoplastea; Trypanosomatida; Trypanosomatidae. The transcript has a single exon. The record is from RefSeq and is a predicted model, not a curated record. Gene Ontology annotation, molecular function: protein binding.